Caenorhabditis elegans is the source of this 1053-nucleotide messenger RNA. RefSeq names its product Serpentine Receptor, class Z (gene T27E7.4). The record is from RefSeq and is marked reviewed. The transcript has 6 exons. The coding region runs from base 1 to 1053 and encodes 350 amino acids. NCBI's taxonomy places the organism in Eukaryota, Metazoa, Nematoda, Chromadorea, Rhabditida, Rhabditidae.
AUGUUUUACAAAAACUCUGCUUCUCAUACAGAGCCCGACUUAGAUGUGAGCAUUUACACGGGUCAAUUGUAUUGGUGGUUGGUGUAUAAUUAUUUCAAAGAACUGAUAAUUGUACCAAUUUUGUUUAUUGUGUUGGCUGGAAUUUGGUUGAGAACUUUUCCAUUCUUUCUAGUUAUCAAUCGAAACUUGAAAACGGAGUGGGAAAAUCUCCCGGAGUUCGCAAUCACCAAUCAUGCUCAGUAUGUCAUCAAAAAAUAUUUUGUACUGACCAUGAUUUCUAUCUUGGUUCUUGUACCUUUUGCUGUUUAUUAUUGUUUUCGUUCUCCAGAUUUCUCGUUUUUAGACAAAAUACUUUUAAUACCAAUUUCCAUAAUCUGUGCAGUUUUCAUAUAUAUCACGACCAUUUUUUCCCAAGUUUAUCAGAUUCUUGUAGUAAUUUUUAUAUUUGAACAAUGCUUGAAACUGGGAAAAAAUGAAACACAGCAAACGGAAACUCAAGUUGCCAAAAAACAAUCUGCAACGAAAAAUAUCAUUCGAACACUUUACAAAUGUUUUAUUAUCAGAGAUUUUGUGAUAAUCCCCGUAAUCGCCAUAUUUUCAAUAGGCUGGCUUUCUGAACUGUUGCCGGUUGGAGCUAAUGCUACACUGAAAACUCAGCUGACAUAUUCCAGAGUUUUUGAAUUAGUUUCAAACGACUCAAUCUUCUUUUUGGUGCCUGUCACUGUAUUGUAUUAUUUCUACAGAACACGCAACCUAAAUAACAAAAAAAAUCUCAGAAACCCUUUGCAAGAUUAUAUUUUCAAACAGGCAAUGAUUAUGGUAGUCAUUAAAGCUAUAUUAAUUACUGUUUUCCUAAUCAUGGUUCUACUUGACAAUAGAAUUUCGUGGUUAAUGAUAGCUUCACGAAUGGAUCAAAUGGUAGUAGUUGUGGCAGUUCAAAUUUCUGCAAUUAUCUGUUUCCAAAAGAGAUUAAUUGCAUAUCGACGAAGCCGGAAACAAGAAGUUUUUGCAACAAACCUUCCUCCAAUUAUCAUUGUACCACCAAAUUGUUAA